AUGCAGUCUGACGACGUCAUCUGGACCAUCAUCGGGCACCAAUUCUGUUCGUACAAGAUCAAGUCCAAGACGCACUCGACCUUUUGUCGGAACGAGUACAACCUCACUGGUCUCUGCAACCGUCAAUCGUGUCCUCUGGCCAACUCGCGGUAUGCCACUGUUCGUGAACGGGAGGGGAUCGUCUAUCUCUAUGUGAAAACGGCCGAACGGGCGCAUUCGCCACGCCGACAAUGGGAGAGGAUCAAGCUGUCCAACAACUACAGCAAAGCGCUGGAGCAGAUUGAUAAGGAACUCGUCUACUGGCCCAACUUUAUCACGCACAAAGCCAAGCAGCGACUCACAAAGAUCACGCAGUACCUCAUCAAGCUUCGUCGCAUCCGACUCAAAGAGGAGGAACAGCCGAGUUUGGUGAGCAUCAAGAAAAAGACGGAGCGUCGAGAGGCGACGAGGGAGAUGAAAGCCAUGAAAGCCGCUCGAUUGGAAAAGUCGAUCGAGAAGGAAUUGUUGGAGAGGUUGAAGAGUGGUGCGUAUGGCGAUGCACCGUUGAACGUCAACGAGGAGGUUUGGGCCCAAGUGCUCGAGUCGAGGAACCGCGAACAGGAGUUGGAGUUGGAAGACGAAGAGUCUGAAGAAGAGGACGAGGAGGAUCUGGAAGAGAUGGAUCGGAUGAUGGAGGAGGAGUUUGAAGAGGAGGAGGGGGUGGGCGAGAGGGAGUUUGUCAGUGAUGAUGAUGAGGAGAGUGAGGAUGAUUUGGAGGAUUUGGAGUUGUAUGACAGCGAUGGCAACACUAUUGCGGAUGAUAGCGAUGCGGAUGACAGCGAUGACGAGGAGGAUGGGGAACCUGCGGCGAAGGGCGGAAAGAGGAAGGCAGGCCCAGCGGCAAAGAAACCAGCUCGCAAGGGUGGCAAGAAGGGCCCCCAGAUCGAGAUCGAGUACGAGGAGGAGACCGAACCCAUGACAAAGGAGGCCUUGGCCAACUGGUGA
Messenger RNA from Kalmanozyma brasiliensis GHG001, 984 nucleotides. Its product is annotated as Mak16 protein. The record is from RefSeq and is a predicted model, not a curated record. NCBI's taxonomy places the organism in Eukaryota, Fungi, Basidiomycota, Ustilaginomycetes, Ustilaginales. The coding region runs from base 1 to 984 and encodes 327 amino acids. Gene Ontology annotation, biological process: maturation of LSU-rRNA; maturation of 5.8S rRNA. Gene Ontology annotation, cellular component: nucleolus; preribosome, large subunit precursor. The transcript has a single exon.